Messenger RNA from Nicotiana tabacum (common tobacco), 1132 nucleotides. NCBI's taxonomy places the organism in Eukaryota, Viridiplantae, Streptophyta, Magnoliopsida, Solanales, Solanaceae. The record is from RefSeq and is a predicted model, not a curated record.
UAGUUGCCCUGCUUCUUUCUCUUCAUGACAACUUCAAUUACAAACUAUGGAGACAUACGGAUCCAAUGGAAACUCACCAUCUCGAGACUCUUGGCGCUUCCAACCAAAGCCUAAAAUCGGAGUUGACGCAAAAGGACGAACUACUUCACCAUGCAAAAGGACGAUGUUCUCAAGCAAUAUGUAGAUCUUGCAGAGACAAUCAAAGAGGUCUCAAGCGAAAGAGACGCGCUUUGCCUCGCAAUUCAGAGACUUGAGGAUGAUUUUCACCUCAGAGAAAUAGAUUUUCGCAGAGAAACAGAGAGAAUUAACACCGAGCUUGAGGUUUCUAGGAAGAGAGUUGAGGAAUUAUUAGGUGAGAAAAGAGAGCAAUCAGAAAUUUGUUCGCACAAUUUGGAGAUCGUGCAAUCAGCGAAGCAUGGCUUACUGAGAUUGGUUAAGAAUUUCAAUUCACGUGUGUAUAUAACGGAAAACUCUGAUCAGUUAAAGUGCGAAAAAACAAAGCCAUUAAAUGAAGAGAAGGCUGUUUUUUCUGUGGAGCUGAAGAAGGUUCUAGAGCUGGUGAAUUUGGUAGAGGAAAAAUGGGGAGAGUAUGAGGAAAUGAGGAGAAAGGAGAGGAGAGAAUUAGAGAACAGUGUGGCGAGUUUAGCGGAGGAGAAUGGAGAUAUUAAUAGCUUGCUUAGAAUUGCUUUGGUGGAGAAGGAAGCAGCGGAGAAGAGUUUGAACAGAUUAAGGGGAAAUACUGAACAGAAGAGAGCUGCAAUUUUGCAGAUAGCAGAGAGAGGGUUGCAAAAGGUUGGGUUUGGGUUUAUGAUGGGAAGUGCAACCAGUGAAGCAUCUUCAGAUAAUUUGGAUUCUGAUACCAGCGUUAAGUCAGAUAACGAUGAAUGCCAAAUAGAAGCUGUUAGUCUGGCCUCAACUGUAGAAACAAUAACAAAGAAGUUAAGACUUGAAAUCACACAGUUGCAGAGGUCUUUGGAGGAAUCUAGGUAUUGUGCUGGCAAAAUGCAGUUUUUAUGUUUAUACUUUAUAUUUAGAUGUUAUCAUGCCCACCUUAAAAUUGUUAGGGAUAUAGUAGAUAUGCCCUAGGUCCAAUAUCAUAUUUGAUGAUUUGAACAUAAUUUUGUGAACGUUA